This is a messenger RNA of Alternaria incomplexa, 1008 nucleotides long. RefSeq lists its product as uncharacterized. The coding region runs from base 1 to 1008 and encodes 335 amino acids. Gene Ontology annotation, cellular component: membrane. Gene Ontology annotation, biological process: lipid metabolic process. The transcript is spliced from 3 exons. Gene Ontology annotation, molecular function: oxidoreductase activity, acting on the CH-CH group of donors. The record is from RefSeq and is a predicted model, not a curated record. NCBI's taxonomy places the organism in Eukaryota, Fungi, Ascomycota, Dothideomycetes, Pleosporales, Pleosporaceae.
AUGGCCGCCAUACACGUCCUCGAUGAUUAUUAUCUUGCCAUCACCUUCCUCGUUACUGUUGCAUACCAGCUGAUCGGCUUUGCGAUAGCCUUUUCGUUCAAGUUCGACAAACUUACCGAUUUUGCUGGCGGCACCAACUUCAUCCUUCUUGCGAUCAUCACGCUCUCAUGCAGUGAGAACCGCGGCGAUGCGCGCAACAUUGUGGUAUCGCUAUUUAUCAUGCUGUGGGCGGCAAGACUGAGCGGCUUUCUUCUUUUCAGGAUUCUCAAGACUGGCAAGGAUGAUCGUUUCGACGAUAAGAGGGACAAGUUCUGGUCGUUCCUCGGAUUCUGGGUGUUUCAAAUGUUCUGGGUUUGGACUGUAUCCAUGCCGGUCACUAUUCUGAACUCUCCAAAAGUCACUCGAUUCAAUCAGCCAGACUUUGGAACAGGCUGUGAUAUCGCUGGCAUCAUUCUGUGGUCAAUUGGUUUCAUCAUGGAAAGUGUUUCCGACGUCCAAAAGUACAGGUUCCGUACUGCUCACGGUAGCGACGGCGCCGUCUGCAAUGUCGGGUUCUUUGCCUGGACGCGCCACCCGAAUUACUUCGGUGAGAUGCUCAUCCAGUUCGGUAUAUUCACGAUCGCUAUAUCCCCGGCUGCAAACAACUACGUCUCGGGCGGUGCAUAUGACGCUCUGUACGCGUCUAUUCUCGGUCCAUUCUUCCUGACUCUGCUACUCAUGUUCGUAUCCGGCCUUACGCUACAGGAACGACCUGGCGCAAAGAAGAGAUACGAGAAAGGCAACCGAUGGCCCGAGUACGAGCAAUACCUCCACCGAACGAGCAUUCUCAUCCCUUUCCCGCCACAGCUUUACGCCAAGCUGCCCGUCAUUCUAAAGAGAACCAUCUUCCUUGAGUUCCCAAUCUAUGUCUUUGAUCCAGCCAAGCAUGCAGACCAAGACAAAGUGCAAGCCAGAAACGCGGAGGAAGGUCAAACCAGGCCGAGUGAUGAGCAAGGCCUUAGAUCUUGA